UCCCCGUCGGCGUGGACGUCCAGGUGGAGAGCCUGGAUGCCAUAUCGGAGGUGGACAUGGACUUCACCAUGACUCUGUAUCUGAGGCACUACUGGAAGGACGAGCGUCUGUCCUUCAGGAGCAACAACAACCAGAGCAUGACCUUCGACGGCCGCCUGGUCAAGAAGAUCUGGGUGCCCGACAUGUUUUUUGUCCACUCGAAGAAAUCCUUCACGCACGACACCACCACAGACAACGUGAUGCUGCGAGUCUACCCCGACGGGAAGGUCCUCUACAGCCUCAGGGUGACGGUCACCGCCAUGUGCAGCAUGGAUCUGAGUCGCUUCCCUCUCGACACGCAGACGUGCUCUUUAGAGAUCGAGAGCUACGCGUACACAGACGAUGACCUGAUGCUGUACUGGAAGGAAGGAAACAGGUCGUUAAACACCGACGAGAGGAUUUCUCUGUCUCAGUUCCUCAUCCAGGAGUUCCACACCACCACCAAGCUGGCCUUCUACAGCAGCACAGGCUGGUACAACCGUCUGUACAUCAACUUCACCCUGCGGCGCCACAUCUUCUUCUUCCUGCUGCAGACCUACUUCCCCGCCACGCUCAUGGUCAUGCUGUCCUGGGUGUCGUUCUGGAUCGACCGCAGAGCCGUGCCCGCCAGGGUGCCCCUGGGCAUCACCACGGUGCUCACCAUGUCCACCAUCAUCACCGGCGUCAACGCCUCCAUGCCCAGAGUCUCCUACAUCAAAGCCGUGGACAUCUACCUCUGGGUCAGCUUCGUCUUCGUCUUCCUCUCCGUCAUCGAGUACGCAGCCGUCAACUACCUGUCCACCCUGCAGGAGCGGAAGGAGAGGAAGCUGCGGGAGCGGCUCCCGUGCACCUGCGGCCUGGCACAUCCCGGCAUGAUGUCGGCCAGCUACAGCGAGGUGGACGCCAACACCACCGGGCACUACGGCAUGCCCAAGGAGAACGGCGUGAAGCGGGAGAGGAUGCUGGUGCAGCUGGCCAUGGAGACCGACCAGGUCACGGGUCACGUGGGCUCCAGCGCCUACAGCAACGUCUGGAUCGACACGCACGUCAUCGACAAGUACUCUCGGUUCAUCUUCCCCGGAUCUUAUAUCCUCUUCAACGUCAUCUACUGGUCCAUCUACUCCUAACA
Salarias fasciatus (jewelled blenny) is the source of this 1147-nucleotide messenger RNA. RefSeq names its product gamma-aminobutyric acid receptor subunit rho-1-like. Gene Ontology annotation, molecular function: transmembrane signaling receptor activity; extracellular ligand-gated monoatomic ion channel activity. NCBI's taxonomy places the organism in Eukaryota, Metazoa, Chordata, Actinopteri, Blenniiformes, Blenniidae. Gene Ontology annotation, cellular component: membrane. The transcript is spliced from 7 exons. Bases 57 to 1145 code for a protein of 362 amino acids. The record is from RefSeq and is a predicted model, not a curated record. Gene Ontology annotation, biological process: monoatomic ion transmembrane transport.